GAACUGCCCUCACAAGCUAAGUGAACACUGAUGCCUGGAGUAGCAGAUUGUGCCUAAGCAGACAUCUCUGUCUUCAUCUGCAGCUGCUGCAGGAAGUCAGCUCUGGUGCAACUGCAAGAAUGACUUGACUGAUUUGCAUUCAUGGCUCUUGGAUGAUCUGGUGAACCAUGGAGCUCAAAGUAUGGGUGGAUGGAGUGCAGAGAAUCGUGUGUGGGGUCACCGAAGUCACAACAUGCCAGGAAGUUGUAAUAGCCCUUGCUCAGGCUAUUGGGCGCACCGGGCGCUACACGCUGAUCGAGAAGUGGCGGGACACGGAGCGGCACCUGGCGCCGCACGAGAACCCCAUCGUGUCCCUCAACAAGUGGGGACAGUACGCCAGCGACGUGCAGCUGAUCCUGCGGCGCACCGGGCCCUCCCUGAGCGAGCGGCCCACGUCGGACAGCGUGGCGCGCAUCCCCGAGAGGACUCUGUACCGGCAGAGCUUGCCGCCCCUGGCCAAGCUGAGGCCGCCCGGGGACAAGGCCAUGAAGAGGAGGGAGCCCAAAAGGAAAUCCCUCACCUUCACCGGCGGCGCCAAGGGGCUGAUGGACAUCUUCGGGAAGAGCAAGGAAUCCGAGUUCAAGCAAAAGGUGCUCAACAACUGUAAAACGACAGCGGACGAGCUGAAGAAGCUGAUCCACCUGCAGACGGAGAAGCUCCAGAGCAUCGAGAAGCAGCUGGAGUCCAACGAAGCCGAGAUCCGCUACUGGGAGCAAAAGUACAACGCCAGCCUGGAAGAGGAGAUCCUCAAACUGGAGCAGAAGAUCAAACGGAACGAAGUGGAGAUAGAAGAGGAAGAGUUCUGGGAGAACGAGCUGCAGAUCGAACAGGAGAACGAGAAGCAGCUGAUGGAGCAGCUGCAGGAGAUGAGGCAGAGGAUCCUGGAGUGCGAGAACAAGCUCAAGGACUACGUGUCUCAGAUCCACAACAUGGAGAGCGGCCUUGAAGCGGAGAAGCUGCAGCGGGAAGUUCAAGAGUCCCAGGUGAAUGAAGAAGAGGUCAAGGAAAAGAUUGAGAAGGUGAAGGGAGAAAUUGAUAUUCAGGGCCAGCAGAGUCUGAGAUUGGAAAACGGCAUUAAAGCGGUAGAAAGGUCCUUGGGCCAAGCUACCAAGCGAUUACAGGACAGGGAACAAGAACUGGAGCAAUUGACCAAGGAGCUGCGCCAGGUGAACCUGCAGCAGUUCAUCCAGCAAACGGGAACCAAGGUGACGGUGCUGCCGGCAGACCCCGUGGAGGUGGAGGCCCCACAUGUGGAGCUCGAGAGAGAGCCAACUUUUCAGUCUGGGUCACUGAAGCGCCCUGGCUCAUCGAGGCAACUCCCCAGUAACCUUCGGAUCCUACAGAACCCCCUGUCGUCUGGUUUUAACCCGGAGGGCAUUUAUGUAUGACAGUACAUACCUCUUCUAGAGAGGACCUAGCAAGGUACCCUGGACAAGAUACACUUUAUUUUAUUCUGCCAAUGACGAAUGGGAGAAGUUUGUCUUGUUUUUUUGUUACACCACCGUGUUAUUUUUUCUUCUUCCUCCAGCACCACUUGGAGCCAUACCCUGUGCACUGAUGCUAAAGAGACAGGAACUGUCUCGAUUCAUAAUUGGCAAGGAUGACCUUGCUUUCAACACAGCUUAAGUGCAAAAACCUUCAUUGUUUUUGCCACUUCAGAAGUGUUUGGGAAAGUAUUGUUCCUUGUAUAGGCAUAAAUGGAAGACUGAGGGUGAAGGAAACCGUGUAUGCAACUUAUCUGAGGUUUAAUUUAUUCCCUUUAAUCAAUGGACCUGUGAAUGUUGACCUUUUAUAUUUUUAUUUUUAACUUGUGAAUUAUCACGAAUGGCUGUGUGUCAGUCUGACGAGGUGACUUUGAUUUGUGUGUACCAACAUCCCCCACAUGAUCAAGUACAGCAACCUGCAAUGCAGAGUUCUGAGGGGUGCUGAACCAUUGCAGUGGUUUCUCACCACUAACUUCGUUCAUUUCUGUUGUGGGUCAUCAUAUGUCAUGUUCCAUCCAUUGCUACCUUUUAAGGCUUGAAAAGUGAGCUUGUGGGAUUUACUUGCUGUUGUAUCUGCCUUGAAUGAAGCACCUAGUGUUCAAAAGAUUUAUGAAUUUUAAACCUUGGCUUGGUAAAGAUAUUUCCAGCAUAUGAUUGAGGAUGCACUAGUUAGAUGAUAUUUUAUUAUAUAGAAUGUAUAUUUGAAAUAUUUUGCCACAUUGUAUAUGCCUUUUGAGAAAAGAACAAUGUAAGAAGUUGUCUUCAUAUAUCUUACCAAAAGAGAGUAGGAGGCUUUCACUGUGUGUGAUUUUGUACUUUAUUUUUUCCACUAGCCAUUACAGUGUUCUUCUUUUGUAACAAAUCUUGCUGUUGGAGGGGAAGAAAGACACAACACAAAUGAGUAUCCACUUCCAGCCUUCCAGAAUCCACUCAAGUUUUGUGAAGGGAAGAAACCUGGCAGAGUCCCAUGAAGUCAAUAGCAGAGUUCUUAUUGAUAGGAGUGAGGCCAGGAUUUCAUUCAGCUCCCUGGUGGAGACACCUGGUCCCUUUGAAAGACAGUCUCUGACGGAAUGUAAAGCUUCCAAGCAGAAAAUUCACACAUUUGGUGGUCAUUUUUCACAAAACAUAUGAAAAGAGAAGGUUAUCACAUCUUGAUGUUGCUCUGAUGCAACCAAAGCUAAGAAAGAAUCAGACAAAAAGGGGUUCCUGCAGAAAAUAGCCACUCCUAAAUAGUUUGUGUGUUGCAGGCCUUGAAUUGAGAUUGCUGCAGGGGAUACCAGGUUUGUGGAGAAGGGAACUGGCAUCAGUGGGACACACUGUAAACGUGUGGUGCUGGCCUCAUGGAUGAGUUAGGGAAGGGAUGGGCCUUCCCUGGUUUGGAUUUCUUGUUCUAAUAGCAACUCACAGCAUCAUCCCCACCUGGGAGAUCCCCUGGGCACGAGGGGGACACUGUGCCCUCGCUGCAGUGUUGAAGACUUGGGCUCCUUGGCAGGGUCAGGAUUUUACCACUGCUAGGGAACUCCAAGCUUUUAACCACAGAAAAAUACUUAACUCCUAGCAUCCUCUUGUGUUGAUUCACUGAUGUGCAGAUAAAUGUUCAUUUAAGUCUCCUUUUCUAAAAAAGGAGCUUCCUGACGAAUGGAAGUUUUAGGAGAUAUAGCAGAAGAUGAAGGAUUCUUGAGUAUUUAACACCAUUUUUUUCCUUUCCACUUAUUAAUGGCAUCAUAUAUUCUAAAAAUGCUGCUGUAUUUAGACUAACAGCAACAGAUAAGGCUGUGAAUAUAUAAUGGACCUUUCCAAAUGAACUAUGAAUUUUUACUGUUUAACUUAUCGGGUCUUUUUUUUUUUUUUUCCAUCUUCCCUUGUGAGCAAACUGGAAAAUGAGAUAUUCCUGCCUGAGGAACCUUUGCAGUGCUCACCCGUUUUACUGUUAGUUUAUCACAACUCUGUGCUCAUGUUUACU
Messenger RNA from Ficedula albicollis (Collared flycatcher), 3486 nucleotides. RefSeq names its product Ras association domain family member 8 (gene RASSF8). The transcript has 5 exons. Gene Ontology annotation, biological process: signal transduction. The record is from RefSeq and is a predicted model, not a curated record. Bases 168 to 1427 code for a protein of 419 amino acids. NCBI's taxonomy places the organism in Eukaryota, Metazoa, Chordata, Aves, Passeriformes, Muscicapidae.